GUCUCCUUGAGGAAGCUCCUGCAAACUGACAGCUGAGAGUUUUUUUUUCUCCAAAUGGAGAAGCCUCUGUUGCUGGACAAUAGUGGCAUGGCUGCUACGUGGCUGUUUAUCGCACAAUGAAUGAUAGUCUUACUAUGAUGUCAAUUAUAUGCUGAACAAGAACAGGAACGGAUCAGGCGUGUCUAUCGAACAGAACAGCUGGAAUCAUGUAUACCACUUUCAGGUGUGCCGGCCAUGAUUACCUCUGGCCUUAGAAGUGAAGCCCCCCAGCAGCAGAGAGGGGGAGGACGGAGUGAGGAGUGAGGACAGCGUGAGAAAUGUCCACCCCGCAGGGCAGCCCAGAGCGGCCUGCCUCGCCCUCAUUCCCAGACGCCGACUCCUGCCUGUGCACUGGCAGCCCUGUCCUCAGCCCGGACUCCACUUCCCAUGAUGCCGUUCUCUCAGCUGCUGCCACCUCACCCUCUGACUCGGAGAACCUCAGCCCAGAGGAGCUGGAGCUGCUGGCCAAGCUGGAGGAGCAGAACAGGCUGCUGGAGAUGGACUCCAAGUCGAUGCGGGCCGUGAGCGGCUCACGCCGCAACUCGGGCUCUCUGCUGGUGUCCAGCUGCUCCGCCUCGUCCAGCCUGUCCCAGCUAGGGGAGGACGCCUGGGUGCUGUGGGGGCGCGUCGUCAGCGAGUGGGACGAGUGGCGGCGGAAGAAGGACAAGCUACUGAAGGAGCUGAUACGGAAGGGCAUCCCACACCACUUCCGGGCCAUCGUCUGGCAGCUGCUAGGCAAUGCCACGGACAUGCCGGUGAAGCAGCAGUACUCGGAGCUGCUGAAAAUGUCGUCCCCGUGCGAGAAGCUGAUCCGCCGCGACAUCGCCCGCACCUAUCCGGAGCACGACUUCUUCAAGGGCCAGGACAGCCUGGGUCAGGAGGUGCUCUUCAACGUCAUGAAGGCCUACUCGUUGGUGGACCGGGAGGUGGGCUACUGUCAAGGCAGCGCCUUCAUCGUGGGACUGCUGCUGAUGCAGAUGCCCGAGGAGGAGGCCUUCUGCGUGUUCGUGCGGCUGAUGCAGGAGUACCGCCUGAGGGAGCUCUUCAAGCCCAGCAUGGCCGAGCUGGGCCUCUGCAUCUACCAGUUUGAGUACCUCCUGCAGGAGCAGCUGCCGGAACUGAACAUGCACUUCCGUUCCCAGAGCUUCCACACCUCCAUGUACGCCUCCUCCUGGUUCCUCACACUCUUCCUCACCUUCCUGCCGUUGCCGGUAGCCACACGCAUCUUCGACAUCUUCAUGUACGAGGGGCUGGAGAUUAUAUUCCGGGUUGGCGUGGCCAUUCUUCAGUACAACCAGACGGACCUCAUCCAGCUGGACAUGGAGGGGAUGUCCCAGCACUUCCAGAAGGUGAUUCCACACCAGUUUGACAGCUGCCCGGACAAGCUAGUGCUCAAAGCCUACCAGGUCAAAUACAACGGCAAGAAGAUGAAGAAGUUGGAAAAGGAAUACACCACCAUUAAGAACAAGGAAAUGGAGGAGCAGAUUGAGAUUAAGAGAUUGAGAACGGAAAACAGGCUGCUCAAGCAGAGGAUAGAAACCCUGGAGAAGGAGAGUGCCUCUUUGGCAGACAGGCUGAUCCAGGGCCAGGUGACGAGGGCCCAAGAGGCUGAGGAGAAUUAUGCCAUCAAGCGGGAGCUGGCAGCGGCUCGGCAGCAGUACAGCUCGGCGAGCGAAAGCCUGGAGAAGGCGCAGAGUACCAUCCGAGAGCUGCAACAGCACCAGAUUACGGAGGAGUUUGUCAGUGGCCUACAGACCCGACUGGGGCAGUCGCGUCAGCGGGAGGUAGAGCUGCUGGCCGCCCUGAAGGACUUGCAGGACAAAGUGCUGAACCUGGAGAAGAGGAGCGGCUCCCUGCCAGACGAGAGGAACGUCACCCAGCUGCAGGAAGAGCUGGAGUUGGCCAAGCUGCAGGAACUGGAGACGCUGCGCUGCUUCCAGGAUGUGCAGGACAUUGUGGCCAAGCUCAACCAGCACUGGCAGCAUUACAUGGCCCGGGGGAGUGGGGCUGGUCACUGGAAAGAGUCGCCCAAGAAGAACGCUGUCAAUGAGCUGAAGGAUCAGCUGGUGGGGACGAAUCAGCGAGAGGCCCAGGCCAAGGCUGAGCUCUGUGAGCUCAGGCAGAUUGCCCUGCAGCUGGAGAAACAGAACCAGAUCCAGAGUAACCUGGCAAACCGGCAGGCACAGGAAGGGACGGCUCUGCAGAAGAUGGUGCGGGAGCUGACGGCGGAGAAGGAGAGCCUGCAGGAGCAGCUCAGGGACAUGAAGAGGAGGCAGGCGGAGUCCAACUAUAAGGGCAAGGAGGAGCUUAUGGAGGUGCGUCUGCGGGAGGCUGAGAGCCUGGCCCUGGUGGCUGAACUGCGGCAGAGGAUCUCAGAGCUGGAGAUCCAGGAGGAAGAAGGCCGCAUCCAGGACCAGCUGACCCACUCAGACUCCAUUGAAAGUGCCACUGAGCUUCACGGCCAGAUUGCAGAGCUGAAGAAUGAGAUCAGGCAGCUUCGUGGACAGCCGCCCAGGUGUCAGGCCCCAGGAAAUGGGAUGCUGCAGGGCCUCUGUCUCACCAGUCGGGCCUCUGGUGAGUGUGACUCUCUCGGCUCUGCAGACGCUCCGCCAUCCGGCACCAGCCCGGCCCCGACGCUCUAUGACUCUUUGCCGGUGGCCCACCGGUCCUCCCUGCGCCUGGACAGCGAGGGGAGCAGUGACGGGGAGGAGGGGUGUAUUUCCGUGAACAACCAGCCCGCAGCGCCCCUGUAUGCUGGCAUGGUGUGCUCUGAGGCCCUGGAUCACUGAGGAGUCGUCUGGAGUGCUGCAGCGUCGUCAUGUUCCUUCCUUAUUGACCCCACACUUGGCCACUGUCUAAUGACACCAGACCAGGAGGCUCCAGCAAGGCUUGGCUGACAGUGGUGGAAAGUUCAGGUCCAGAAAGUACAAAUCCAAACCAAGAUUUUGUUCCAAGCAACCGGCUGAGUACUCUGUGACUGUGACUCUUUUUGGUUAGUUUGGUUAGAUUUGUUCUUUCUGGACCAGAACUUUCCACCUCUGCUGGCUGAAGAUGGAGAUGAAGCACAGAAAGAGCACAGGGUGUUGUGGGGGGGGGGGGCUGCCAGGACACCCCAGCGCUGCUUUGUGCUCAGUGUUCCUCUACAAUCCAGCAUCCCACUGAACGGGACCCCCCCCUCCUCUCCACCCCCCUCCACGUCAAAUGGACUGUAACGUCUACUGUGGACACUCCUGCCAUGUGGAGACAUGAUGAAAAGCAUGACCUCAUGCCUAAACGUACAAAUAAAUAUAUUUAUUUAUCUGUGGGGAUUGUAUACUGAAUUGCUAUGGACUGCAGAUAUACAUACAUUACAAGCACCACUAUAUUCUUAUUUAAUUGUAUCCGUUUUUUGUGUCAAUGGACAGAAGAUAACCACCUGUAAUAUAAUCAGUAAAAGACGUUGCCGAAUCUCUUACGUAUAUAUGCACUCCUAUUUACUUGUAUAUUUUUAUAUCUGUAUAGAUAUAUUUAUGAUUACGUGACAUUAAGCCAGACUUUUGAUUCUUUAUUUUCGUUGCUGCUCUGUGCCAGCGGACGUUUCUGUGGAUGUUUCCUGUUCGGAAGGCACUCGGACUCGAACGUGCUUUUUGAAUUCAUCAAGCACAGAUUCACGUCUGCCCCCCCCCCCCCCCCCGUGUGGCUCUGUGAAAGCUCAUUGAUGGGGAGAUGUAGCCCCCGGAACAGGUAUCCACAGACAUGGUGUAAAAGUUGACUGGUUACAGUCAUCUCUCAGCUUAGCAUCGACUGGUAACAGUGGCAGCAGUGGUACCUGCUUCAGAGGUGGGUAGUUCUGGUCCAGAAAGUAAAUCUCCCGGCCAAGAUUUUGUGUCAGCCAACCAGCUGAGUACUCUGUGAUUCUUUAUACUCAGCAAGUUGGUUGAUACAAAAUCUUGGUCCGGAUUUUUACUUUCUGGGCCUGAACUAUCCACCUCUGUACUGUUUAUUAAGGCUUGGGAUUUUUUUCAGAAUAUCAGUCUUUAGGCUUCUACCCACCUGUACCACGGUUCUGCUCUCACUUGUGCAAAAAUUGUGCAAUAACUAACUGGAAUUUCAUAAGGAGUCUAUGAAGACGUAUUAUUCCUGUGUCAUAUCCUGAUAUCUAUACAGAUGCCAUCUGAUUCCGUAGCGACUCCUGUUUCUGGAUCUGUUUGUAUGUCCUUUUCUUGUGCUAGUUUUAUGUAUCUACAGAUCACACAAUUGUAAACAUCUGAAUUGACUGACGGAUUGAGUGGCUGAUGAAGAAGGAAGACAAAUGCUGGAAAUGUGUCUUGAAUGGGUGUCUUUGACAUCAUAUUCUACAAAAGAGGUUCAAAUGACUAGAAAUUGAACGGAUUAUGAGGCUUUUUUGUCAGCAUAUUUGUAUGAAUUUUGUGGUUUCCUUUUAAUGUAGGUCAACAUCCAUUCCAACCUGAGCGCACAGUCCUCGCAGAUGUGUCCACCAUUCUUGGCUCAGUUGUGUCUAAAGCUGGCAGGACUAUGCUCACCCAUUCUGUCACUUACUGCCAAAAAACUGAAAGCUCCAUGUGACCAUGAUUGAGUACCUCACUGUUCUGAAAGUUACGGGUUGGGCCACUGUUGGCGAUGCUUGUCAAAUAAGAUGGAUGUCAAGUUGCCGAAACAAAGCUGUGGUUUGAUAUGUAUCACCAAACUUCACCUUGCUGGUGGUUUCCUGAUGAUCCGCGUGGGUAAAAUAUGUUGAUGGCCGGAAACCAAACAUCCAUAUCUGUCUUCUAACUGCUUGAUCUGGUUGGGCUUGUGGGGAUGCCAGGCAGGGGCGUCUCUUGAGAUUUUGCGCCCAACGAAAGUAUAUCAUGUUAGGUUAAUGUUGUACCUUUCCACCCCCUUACGGCAGAGUAGAACUGGCAGGAGGCAAAAGCACACAAACUUACGCUCAUGCACCGUGAACAAUUCAGCCUCAUUAGCCUAACCGCUUGUCUUUGGACUGUCAGAGGAAAUUGAAGUACCUUGAGGAAGCCCAUGGGAGAUGCUAAAUCCACACAUGCAGCGGAGGGGUGAUUCAAACCAGCAAGAGGGAUGACGUAACCAUUUAAGCGUCUGGGGGGGGUUUAUAUGCACUACCGCCAUUGUGAAGUGUCUCUCCCUUCAUGUGUGCUGCAACACCAUGCAGCUGUUUAGAAAUAUUAGAAACUUGAAAGGUUCCAUAUUGACUUGAGAAUUUUCUGUCAGAGUAUUCCAGUCACUUCAGUGCUACAAGGAGGGAUGGUUGUCUGGUAUCAUCCAUGGUAUAACUGUAACAGUAAAGCAAUAAUGGGUAUAGUUAGAGAUAUCGUAUUUAUUUGUUACAUAUUUGCUGCUAUGAUGUUUGAUUUUGUGGUAUAAACUGAGAGCCUGGUAUCCGAAAAACAACCUACAUAUUGCCCUGUUUCUUGCAGUACUGCCACGUGGUUUUUUAAUGGAAAUUAGUCUGAUUGUGAUGAUGAUGAUGAUGAUGAUGAUGAGGAUAACAUCGACGAUGACGAUAUUCAUGGCGUAUUUCGGUGUUCUGUACACAGUGUCACAUGAAAUAAAAUCAAUACUAUAAAGUAUCAUAAACGAA
Molecule: messenger RNA, 5635 nt
Organism: Brienomyrus brachyistius
Lineage: Eukaryota; Metazoa; Chordata; Actinopteri; Osteoglossiformes; Mormyridae
Product: EVI5-like protein
Exons: 20
Coding region: 318-2828 (836 amino acids)
Source: RefSeq, a predicted model, not a curated record